Nothobranchius furzeri (turquoise killifish) is the source of this 3271-nucleotide messenger RNA. It is a transcript of the gene arxa, whose product is annotated as aristaless related homeobox a. Gene Ontology annotation, biological process: regulation of transcription by RNA polymerase II. NCBI's taxonomy places the organism in Eukaryota, Metazoa, Chordata, Actinopteri, Cyprinodontiformes, Nothobranchiidae. The record is from RefSeq and is a predicted model, not a curated record. Gene Ontology annotation, molecular function: DNA-binding transcription factor activity, RNA polymerase II-specific; RNA polymerase II transcription regulatory region sequence-specific DNA binding.
CACGCGCGGGGCUGCUGCACGAGCCAAUCAGGCGCGAGGUGACAGAAUACAUGCUGAAGGAGCGCGGAGCCGGAGAAGCGCAGCGCGAGGCGGCCGAGAGAGAAUUGCGGUGUGACAUUAAUCUGAGAGGAGCGCCGGGGGAAGGAGAGAGGAGCCAAGAGAGGAGCGGAGCGGUGAGAGACGCAGUCAGGCGCCGACAUGAGCGGUCAGUUUGAGGAAGACAUCCAGGAGCGAGGCGAGAGGAAGAGCAGCAAGUCCCCCACGCUGCUCUCCUCCUAUUGCAUAGACAGCAUCCUGGGCCGCCGCAGCCCCUGUAAGGUCAGGCUGAUAGGGGCGCAAAGUUUGACGGCUCUGUCCGGCAGAGGGGAGCUGGACAAGCCCGCCGACGGACCACUGAAGGAGCCCCUUUCCCUCAGCGCUGACAUGCACCUGCCGCUCAAGCUGCGACGGCUCUACGGACCCGGGGGAAAGUACCUCCAGGAGCAGGCGGAGAAGCUGGAGCGGGAGCGGCUCCUCCUGGAGCAAGCCGCCGACAGCCUCAAGAUCAACCAGGCGCCGCAGGUGAGCAUCAGCCGCAGCAAGUCCUACCGGGAGAACGCCGCUCUGAGCAGGGGAGAGGGCGACCAGAGCCCCGGGGAGGCCUCGGAGGACGGCAGCCUCGGGCUGGUGGAGCUCGGCCCUUUGAAGUUCGAGGAGGACACCGGCAAAGAGGAGGAGGGCUGCGGAGACGCGGCCGCGCUGUCCCCGAAGGACGAGGAGCGGGAGAGCUUGAACGCCGGGGAUGGGGACGUGAGGGACGGGGAGGACAGCGUGUGUCUGUCGGCGGGCAGCGACUCGGAGGAGGGAAUGCUGAAGAGGAAGCAGAGAAGAUACAGGACUACCUUCACCAGCUACCAGCUGGAGGAGCUGGAGAGGGCUUUCCAGAAGACGCACUACCCCGACGUCUUCACCAGAGAGGAGCUCGCAAUGCGUCUGGAUCUCACCGAGGCGCGCGUGCAGGUGUGGUUUCAGAACCGCAGGGCCAAGUGGAGGAAGCGUGAGAAGGCCGGGGUGCAGGCCCACCCGUCAGGCCUGCCCUUCCCAGGCCCGCUGGCAGCAGGUCAUCCUCUUAGCCACUACCUGGAAGGAGGGCCCUUCCCUCCUCACCCUCACCCAGCUCUGGAGUCAGCCUGGACAGCUGCUGCUGCAGCUGCUGCAGCCUUCCCCGGCCUGGCCCCACCACCUCACAACAGCUCCGCUCCACCCUUAGCCACCCCGCUGGGUCUGGGAACCUUCCUGGGCACAGCCGCCAUGUUCCGCCACCCCGCUUUCAUCGGCCCCACUUUCGGCAGGCUUUUCUCCAGCAUGGGUCCCCUGACGAGUGCUUCCACCGCCGCAGCCCUCCUCCGCCAGCCCGCGCCCCCUGUAGAGAACCCCUCCCACGCCAGCUCCGUCCUCCCCGACCCUUCGGCUUCUUCUUCCUCCACGUCCUCCUCGGCAGCAGCAGACCGCAGGGCCUCCAGUAUCGCCGCGCUGCGCCUCAAGGCCAAGGAACACUCGGCUCAGCUCACCCAACUUAACAUCCUGCCCACCGGAGCUGCAGGGAAGGAGGUGUGCUGAACACUCGACACCAGCCUCCCCAUCUCCCGGGGGGGGGGGGGGGGGGGCUCGUGUCCCAUUCCAUCACUUCUGCUCCCAACAAAAUAAAUAAUUUAAAUUUUUAUCCCAUUUAUGCCUCUGAAGGCUGACGCUGAUGUCUGACUGCUACCCCCAACAAGAUAGCACAACCAAAUGUAGAGAGAGAGAGAGAGAGAGAGAGAGAGAGAGAGAGAACCUCUACUAGACUACGAACCAUCGAAAUUUCACAUUUAUAUAGAUGUUUAAAUAUUUACUGACCCUUUCACAAUAAGAUUUAAGUCUUUUGUUCAUUUAGUUAGUGUCUCUGAUUUAGUCUUUAUUUCUAUUUUCCAAAAAUUGUUUUUUUUAUAACUUAGAAUAAGAAUUUAAACUCAUAAAAGUAGAAAAAUAUCAACUUAGAUCUCACACACACACACACACACACACACACACACACACACACACACACACACACACACACACACACACACACACACACACACGCGCACACACACACACACACACACACACACACCCUGAACCAAAGGAAUAAAUGUCCACAGACCUUCCACAGCCUUCUCUCCAAGCCCGAGUCCUCGUCUGUCCCUCAGUCCCACUCAACAAAUCCAUUUCCUGUCCUCUCGAAACCCUACUCCACUCAUCUCUCCUCCUUUAAUCACCGCAGAGCCGUUUCAGCUGAGUCUGACUCCAGGACACGCGAGCACCUGAGAUUUUCGUCUAUCCUCACCAGACUGUGUGAAAAGAAAAUCUGUAAAUAUUUAAAAACAGAAGGAAAAAAAUGGGGAAACAAAUAAAAAAAGGAUGAUUUUCAAAAUAACGGUGGUGUAUAUUUCAAGAGCCCUUGUUUUGAUAACUUGCACUCGCUGUAGUGUUUAAUGAAUGUGUAGAAUUCCACCUGUGUUGAUGAACGAUUAGGUUUUUAGAUAAUUAUUUAUGUUGGAGGAAAUGAGUGACGGAUGUGAUUUUUCUUUAUGAAGUGAUUGUAAGUUUCCUGGCUUAAUAAGGUCAAUUUGAAUAAAUGAAGUUGGUAAAAUGAGCUUUUUAAUCACCAAGUUAUUUUAAAGACCAAGUUCACUCAUUCAUUUCAAAAUGAAUGACUUGUGAGUGGAUCUCUGUGGGAAAAAAAUACCUCUGGCGCUCCUGUUUCAGGAAGUAGAAAUUAGCAAGAAGAGAGGCGAGCAGUAGAAGGCAAGAUUUGGAGUCAUUUCCUGAUAUUCUAGCAUCUCACCUCUGACUGGCUAACAGCAACGUGACUCUUCCACUGCCUCCGUUUGCUCUGCAAUGUUGACGCUUUAUCUGCACAAAUAACACGCCUGAAGGAGUUCUGCCGUGUGGUGGUGUAACUAAUGCUAACAGUUAGCUUCAACUAGCUGAGGGGCUAGAUAGGAGAGUCCGUGAAUGCUAAUUCUUAUAUAUGACGUAGAUCUGACUGGCUUUUUUAAUCGGAGCGUGUCUCUGUCUAUUUUCUAGGCAAAUGCAGGAAAUUGGGGUAGAAGACCAUUUUCACGCUCCACCUGCACGUUAAACUCAGAGUGACUGAUGGUAUUUCAAAAUAAGUAAGAAACGACUUCUAAGUGAACUUGCUCUUUAAAUUAACAAACGCUGCAAAACCGGAGAGAUAUAGAGGUAUUAAUAAAAUGUGUUCAUGAAAUAA